Candidozyma haemuli is the source of this 636-nucleotide messenger RNA. RefSeq names its product Vph2p (gene VPH2). Lineage: Eukaryota; Fungi; Ascomycota; Pichiomycetes; Serinales; Metschnikowiaceae. Gene Ontology annotation, biological process: vacuolar proton-transporting V-type ATPase complex assembly. Gene Ontology annotation, cellular component: endomembrane system. The transcript has a single exon. The record is from RefSeq and is a predicted model, not a curated record. Bases 1 to 636 code for a protein of 211 amino acids.
AUGACGAAGUUCCUACUAACCAAGAAGUUACAGGCAUUGAUCGAACAAUCAAGCUUGGAUAAAGAUAAAAAGAAGAAGUUUCUAUCUCAGGAAAGCAUAGAUCACCUGGACUUGGUUUCCUUUUACCGCCAGACGAAGCCAUGUCUGUCGCUUUUAGAACUUCUUAAGACCACGAAGUUGGUUAUUCCAAAUAAAAACACAAAGAAUGAAGAAAUUCCAAAGUCAAAGGAGUUCCUAGCAUCCAUGGAGAAGCUUCGACUUCAAGCUAGAGAAGAUGAUUACCAGCGUCUUGUCCAGAAGAGCCAGCGUGAUCCAUUCAAGCUUUAUGAACAGAAGGUGGACGAUGACUGGAACCCAGCAAGAGCCCAUAAGGAGGUCAGAAGCCAUAUCACCACGAUCUUCAAUAUAUUUAUCAGUGUUGUCAGUGUUGUGUACGCGGUGUGGUACUGGACAAGCAGCUCUGUCAGAAUGAAAGAUAGUUACCGUGUCUUACUAUGCUUGUUCGCCGGUAUUCUUAUUCUAGUAGCCGAAGUUGUGGUUUACUUGGGAUACUUGAACAAGAUUGAAGAUGCCAGAGUAAGGGAACGGAGUAAGAAGGAAGUGAAGAAGGUCAUCCAAACGAUUAAACUAGAAUAA